UAGUAGAUAAGAUGUUCAUGUUGUUGUUGAUCUUACAAGUCAAGACUACUGAAACCACCACAUAAAGAAAGCAAAUAAUAGACCCUCUCCAUAUUUUUUCUUAAAGAUACAAGCUUUGUUAGAGGUGAGUAGAAGAAGUAGCCCAAGAUUCAUUCUUAAGGUUUCUUGGUAAUCAGUAUUCAAGUAGCCAAAGAAGAAGUUAUUUUCAGUGAAAAAUGGAAUUGGGGAUGGAGAGUAUUCAGUAUGUAGAAAGACACCACAAGCAUGUUCCUGCUACCCAUCAGUGCACUUCCUCUGUUUCUAAACACAUCAAAGCUCCUGUUGAUAUUGUAUGGUCAUUGGUUAGGAGAUUCGAUCAACCUCAGAAGUACAAGCCCUUCGUUAGCAGGUGUACCGUGCAGGGUGAACUCAAGAUUGGAAGCGUUAGAGAGGUGAACGUCAAGUCAGGUCUUCCAGCCACAACAAGCACUGAAAGGCUAGAACUCUUCGAUGACACUGAGCAUAUCCUCGGUGUCAAAAUUGUUGGUGGUGAUCACAGGCUUAAGAACUAUUCCUCAGUCAUUACCGUCCAUCCAGAAGUUGUUGAUGGGAGAGCUGGCACCCUGGUCAUCGAAUCAUUCCUGGUUGAUGUCCCCGAAGGUAACACCAAAGACGAGACUUGCUACUUCGUCACAGCGCUGAUCAACUGCAACCUUAAAUCACUGGUGGAAGUGUCUGAGAGGAUGGCCAUGCUGGCUUGCCCUCAAGUUUAGUUUAGUAAAAAUAGAGUGUAGUUCUUUUUCAUAAACUGUGCAAGCUCUCUAGGAUCUCUAAAGCUUUGUGGAGUUCUUAGUAGGAACCUGGAACCGGUUUUCUGCGAUUUCAGAUGCUUUAUACAGAUUCUAGGUGAAGCUUUUCUUGAUUUUACUUGCUCUGUAGUUGGUCUCUGUCUCUGAUAAACUGGUCUUACUUCUGCUCGAGUUUUGUAAAUGGUGUACUAUAAAUCUUUGCUGUCCUAUAUGUAGCUAUGUGUUCUUAGAAAA
This is a messenger RNA of Daucus carota subsp. sativus, 1022 nucleotides long. Its product is annotated as abscisic acid receptor PYL9. Gene Ontology annotation, biological process: abscisic acid-activated signaling pathway. Bases 216 to 752 code for a protein of 178 amino acids. Lineage: Eukaryota; Viridiplantae; Streptophyta; Magnoliopsida; Apiales; Apiaceae. Gene Ontology annotation, molecular function: signaling receptor activity; protein phosphatase inhibitor activity; abscisic acid binding. Gene Ontology annotation, cellular component: nucleus; cytoplasm. The record is from RefSeq and is a predicted model, not a curated record. The transcript has 3 exons.